CCUGAUUCAGUGGGACAGGAACAGCCUGCUUCGACUUCCCCGCCUGACCGCCCGUGAUAACAUCGAUUCAGGGAAGAUCCUACUGUACGGCAACAAAAAAAAGCCUAGAUCGAAGUUUAGUCUCGAUUUAUCCUUAACCAAUACCCGUAUAAGGAAUUUAGAUUCCUACCAUUCCUCCAAAUGGAUUUUUAAAGCGGUGAAGAGUUCAAAUCUUUCCAGGAUAUCUCCGGCAUGGCGUCCACAGUGACCCUGGAGGAUGCUCUCUCCAACGUGGACCUGCUGGAGGAACUGCCCCUCCCGGACCAGCAACCCUGCAUCGAGCCCCUGCCCUCCUCACUGGUCUACCAGCCCAACUUCAACACCAACUUCGAGGAUCGCAACGCCUUCGUGACGGGCAUCGCCCGCUACAUCGAGCAAGCCACGGUGCACUCCAGCAUGAAUGAGAUGCUGGAGGAGGGCCAGGAGUAUGCCGUCAUGCUUUACACUUGGAGGAGCUGUUCCCGUGCCAUCCCUCAGGUGAAGUGCAACGAGCAGCCCAACAGAGUGGAGAUCUAUGAGAAGACCGUGGAGGUUCUGGAACCUGAGGUCACCAAGCUCAUGAACUUCAUGUACUUCCAGCGCACAGCCAUCGACCGUUUCUGCGGCGAGAUGCGUCGCCUGUGCCACGCCGAGCGGCGGAAGGACUUUGUGUCGGAGGCCUACCUGCUGACGCUGGGGAAGUUCAUCAACAUGUUCGCCGUGCUGGACGAGCUCAAGAACAUGAAGUGCAGCGUGAAGAACGACCACUCGGCCUACAAAAGAGCGGCCCAGUUUCUCAGGAAGAUGUCCGAGCCCUCCUCCAUCCAGGAGUCCCAGAACCUCUCCAUGUUCCUGGCCAACCACAACAAAAUCACCCAGUCCCUGCAGCAGCAGCUGGAGGUGAUUAACGGCUAUGAUGAGCUCCUGGCGGACAUCGUCAACCUGUGUGUGGAGUACUACGAGAACAAGAUGUACCUCACUCCUAACGAGAAACACACUCUGCUCAAAGUUAUGGGCUUCGGCUUGUACCUGAUAGACGGCAACAACAGCAACAUCUACAAACUGGACGCCAAGAAGAGACUCAACCUGACAAAGAUCGACAAAUUCUUCAAGCAACUCCAGGUCGUGCCUCUGUUCGGGGACAUGCAGAUUGAGCUGUCCAGGUACAUCAAAACAAGUGCCCACUUUGAAGAGAACAAGUCCAGGUGGUCCUGCACCUCCACAGGCAGCAGCCCCCAGUACAACAUCUGUGAGCAGAUGAUCCAGAUCCGGGAGGACCACAUGCGCUUCAUCUCUGAGCUGGCUCGCUACAGCAACAGUGAGGUGGUGACCGGGUCAGGGCGCCAGGAGUCCCAGAAGACAGACUCAGAGUACAGGAAGCUGUUUGACCUGGCUCUGCAGGGCGUUCAGCUGCUGUCUCAGUGGAGCGCACACGUGAUGGAAGUGUACUCCUGGAAGCUGGUGCACCCCACUGACAAGUACUCCAACAAGGACUGUCCGGACAACGCCGAGGAGUACGAGCGAGCCACCAGAUACAACUACACCAGCGAGGAGAAGUUCGCCCUGGUGGAGGUGAUGGCCAUGAUUAAGGGUCUGCAGGUGCUGAUGGGCCGCAUGGAGAGCGUGUUCAACCACGCCAUCCGCCACACCAUCUACUCAGCCCUGCAGGACUUCGCCCAGCUCACGCUGCGAGACCCCCUGCGCCAGGCCAUCAAGAAGAAGAAGAAUGUAAUUCAGAGCGUCCUCCAGGCCAUCAGGAAGACCAUCUGUGACUGGGAGGCGGGCCGCGAGCCCCACAACGACCCAGCGCUCCGCGGGGAGAAGGACCCCAAGGGGGGCUUCGACAUCAAGGUCCCCCGCCGCGCGGUGGGCCCGUCCAGCACACAGCUGUACAUGGUCAGGACCAUGCUGGAGUCCCUCAUCGCGGACAAGAGCGGCUCCAAGAAGACCCUGCGCAGUGCUGAGGGUCCCACCAUCCUGGACAUCGAGAAGUUCCACCGGGAGUCCUUCUUCUCCCACCUGCUCAACUUCAGCGAGACCCUGCAGCAGUGCUGUGACCUGUCCCAGCUGUGGUUCAGGGAGUUCUUCCUGGAGCUCACCAUGGGCCGCAGGAUCCAGUUCCCCAUCGAGAUGUCCAUGCCCUGGAUCCUCACCGACCACAUCCUGGAGACCAAGGAGGCCUCCAUGAUGGAGUAUGUGCUGUAUCCUCUGGACCUGUACAACGACAGCGCCCACUACGCCCUGACCAUCAAGAAGCAGUUCCUCUACGACGAGAUCGAAGCCGAGGUCAACCUGUGCUUCGAUCUUGUCUACAAGCUGGGCUGAUCAGAUAUUGCCUACUACAAGAUCUAGCUGGAAGGUCUUGCUGCUGACAAGCGUCUGAGGGCUGACUGUAAGAACCAGGGAGCUAACAUCCCCUGGCCCCCCUCCAACCGCUACGAGACCUUACUGAAGCAACGCCACGUCCAGCUCCUGGGGCGCUCCAUCGACCUGAACAGGCUGAUCACCCAGAGGGUGUCUGCUGCGCUCUACAAGUCCCUGGAGCUGGCCAUCAACCGCUUCGAGAGCGAGGACCUCACCUCCAUCAUGGAACUGGAGGGUCUGCUGGACAUCAACCGCAUGACCCACAAGCUCCUCGGCCGCUUCCUCACCCUGGACAGCAUGGACGCCAUGUUCCGCGAGGCCAACCACAACGUGUCGGCCCCGAACGGCCGCAUCACGCUGCACGUCUUCUGGGAGCUCAACUACGACUUCCUGCCCAACUACUGCUACAACGGCUCCACCAACCGGUUUGUCCGCACUGUGCUUCCCUUCUCCCAGGAGUUCCAGAGGGACAAGCCGCCCAACGCCCAGCCCCAGUACCUGUACGGCUCCAAGGCCCUGAACCUGGCCUACAGCAGCGUGUUCGGCUACUACAGGAACUUCGUGGGCCCCCCUCACAUCAAGGCCAUGUGCCGGCUGCUCGGUUACCAGGGCAUCGCCGUGGUGAUGGAGGAGCUGCUGAAGGUCGUCAAGAGCCUGCUCCAAGGCACCAUCAUGCAGUAUGUGAAGACCCUGAUGGAGGUGAUGCCCAAGAUCUGCCGCCUGCCUCGCCAUGAGUAUGGCUCCCCAGGGAUCCUGGAGUUCUUCCACCACCAGCUGAAGGACAUAGUGGAGUACGCAGAGCUCAAGACCGUGUGCUUCCAGAACCUGAGGGAGGUCGGCAACGCCCUCCUCUUCUGCCUCCUGAGCGAGCAGAGCCUGUCGCAGGAGGAGGUGUGUGAUCUUCUGCAUGCUGCACCCUUCCAGAACAUUCUCCCCAGAGUCCAUGUCAAAGAGGGCGAGCGCCUCGACGCCAAGAUGAAGCGCUUGGAGGCCAAGUACACAGCUCUGCACCUGGUGCCCCUGAUCGAGCGUCUGGGCACCCCUCAGCAAAUCGCCAUCGCCCGCGAGGGAGACCUGCUGACCAAAGAGAGGCUGUGCUGCGGCCUGUCCAUGUUCGAGGUCAUCCUCACGCGGGUCCGCGGGUUCCUGGACGACCCCAUCUGGCGAGGCCCGUUGCCCAGCAACGGCGUGAUGCACGUGGACGAGUGCGUGGAGUUCCACCGCCUGUGGAGCGCCAUGCAGUUCGUCUACUGCAUCCCUGUCGGAGCCCACGAGUUCACCGUGGAGCAGUGCUUCGGGGACGGGCUGCACUGGGCCGGCUGCAUGAUCAUCGCUCUCCUGGGGCAGCAGAGGCGCUUUGACAUCCUGGACUUCAGCUACCACCUCCUGAAGGUCCAGAAGCACGACGGCAAGGACGAGAUCAUUAAGAGCGUGCCUCUUAAGAAGAUGGUGGACCGAAUUCGCAAGUUUCAAAUACUCAAUGACGAGAUCUUCGCCAUUCUGAACAAGUACCUGAAGUCAGGGGAUGGUGAGAACAUGCCAGUGGAGCAUGUGCGAUGCUUCCAGCCGCCCAUCCACCAAUCACUGGCCAGCAACUGAGGCUACAACCGACCGUCACCCGUCCGCCAUCUUGGACCAGCAAUGUUUUCAAUAGUUCGGCUGGACCAGACAGAAAUAUUCCUCUCAUCUGCAUUGUCUCAAGCAGCUGUGGACCAUUAUGUCUAAGUAGCCCAUAAUACUAAGUGGCCCAACUUUUCUUUAUAUUGUCUGUCAUGAUUUUUGUACUCACUUGUGCCUUAUCAAAAUGAAAAGCUAUUUUCAUUGUUUUGUUUUUUUUGUGAAACUCUACAUUCUGUUUUAUACUUAUGGAAAGCUACAGAUCAGGGAGGGGGAUAAGACUUUUAUCAACUGAUUAUUUAAAGAUUUGCAGUGGUGAAAAAUAUAGUAUCAAUGGGGAAUAGUAGCCAACAGGUGGGGAUUAAAGAAGUUUAUAUUUUCUAUAUUAUGUUUAACAUUUGCAUGCUAUAACCUAUAAUCUUAAAAGGACAUUUUGGAAGGUAACCAAGUUCUUACAAUCAUUUAUUCACCGUGCCUUUUUGUGUUGGAAUUGUUUUAAUCAUUUUAACUCAAUAAAUAUGUAACAAAUGUC
Molecule: messenger RNA, 4531 nt
Organism: Osmerus eperlanus (European smelt)
Lineage: Eukaryota; Metazoa; Chordata; Actinopteri; Osmeriformes; Osmeridae
Gene: cyfip1
Product: cytoplasmic FMR1 interacting protein 1
Biological process (GO): regulation of actin filament polymerization; modification of synaptic structure; cell morphogenesis
Cellular component (GO): neuron projection; SCAR complex; synapse
Molecular function (GO): RNA 7-methylguanosine cap binding; small GTPase binding
Source: RefSeq, a predicted model, not a curated record